AUGGCAAGUGCAAUACAAAAUUAAGAUAGUUUACUUAGCAAAAUAGAUAUUGUAGUUCCUUAGAGUAAUUUAGAUCAGUAGGAAGAUGAGGGAUUAGUUUACAAUAUCAAGCAUGUUAUUAUUCACAAUACAGCAGAUGAUUACCUAGACGAGCUGUAAAUUACUCAAUAAACAUAGGAAGAAUAAAUUAAAGAUAUGUGCUUUAAGAAGGCAGAUGAAUUAGUUCGCAAUUUUUCAAAAUUCUAUUCAAUGAAAUAAUAAAUAUUAGGGUUACAAGAAUAAAUGAAACAAUUUGAAAACGAAUUAGAUAUAUGCAGAAAAUAAAAUUAAUAUGAUAAACUAGAGAUAAAGCAAAAGGAGACCUUAUUGAAAAAUAUUGAUAGUACUUUAAAACUACUUCACUCAACAAAAGAAGUAGUUGAUUUAAUAUAAAAGUCGAUUGAUAACCUCAAGUUAAAGAAGUUUCAAGCAUGUAUGAGGAAUCUAAUUUAAUUGAAAAAAAUUUAAGAUUCAAAUUAUUAAGAAAACUAAAUUAUUCCAACAUUUAACUCUUUGGUUAACUAAAUAAUUCCUAUGAUUAACACUAAAAUACAUGUAUCAUUAGAAGAAAUGAUAAGAGAUUGGAUGAAAUAUUCUAAAGAAAAGUAAAAGGAAUUUGGAUAAAAUCACUUUACUCAAAUGGAAAACAUUAUAAAAGUGUAAAUUUAAGAAAAUUUUACUGGUCAAGAUAGGUUUACAAACUAAAAAUUCUCUGCUGCGAGAGAUAAUUAAAGUUUUUUUAAGAGGGAGAGCAAUAUAAAUCGAUAGAGUGUAUAUUAGCUUAAUCGUACAAGUUAUAAUAAUUAUAGAGCUUCGAAUUCCAUUUAUAACAAUGAUCCUAAAAGAACUACUAAACUAAGUAUUAUUGAAAGCCUUAAUAAUCUUCCAGGGGCAAUCCCAUUUUAAAAAGCUGAUUUUUCUAGAGCUUCAAGAGCAUCCAAAUUGAACAAUAUGAGUUUAACAAAAAAUCUAGGAAGGGAAUGGAAAACAGACUCUCCUUUAGACUUUUUUUAGCUAAAGCAACCUCAAAGCAUAUAUGAAAUGAUGAAAGAGAAAAAACUAUUUGUUGAAACAUUCAAGCAAAAUAGAAUAAGACUUCUUUUAGAAAUUAGUGAAGGAGAUAAAAUUAAAAACUCAAGAUAAUUUAGGGAAUUCUUAGAAUAGUUUGUUGGAUUUUUUGUAGUUGAGAAAGAAAUUGAAGGGGUAUUAAAAGAAGCAAGCAAUCUGCAAUAAAUGUGGGUUGAAGGAAUGAAGUACAUUGAAAAGAAAUUGAAAUCCUACUUCUGCAACCUUAGCGAAGAAAGUGAGUACAUACCUUCUAAAAACGAAAUAGUAUUAUUUUCUAAUAUUUUAUAUAAAAUUGGUUUAGAAAGUGCUUCAAUAUCACUCAUGAAAAUUAUUAAAGAUGCCCUUUUAUAAUACACAAAUACUAUAAUUUCUAAUAUUAAAUAAAACCACACUGAGAGACUUGUUAAUUGCAGUUUUGCUGAAAUAGUAGUCUAAAACUAAGACGAUUAUGAUAUUUUUUGCAGAAUAUUCGAUGUGCCUCAAAGUGCUCAGAUUAAUGAAAAUAAUAAAUCUUCUAUGCAACUUCCUUUCACAUUAAUUUUAUAAGAAAUAGCUCUUCUAAUCAACAAAUUUAUAGAAGAUAGUGUUAUAUUCUUAAAAGGUGUAUGUGAGUAUGAUUCAUUGAUUUACUCGUAACUAGACGUCUUGUAUAAAACUUUUGCAUCAAUUUUCGAAGAGUACAUCUUUCGUGAAGUUAAAACUGAAAUUUAGUUUGGAUAAAUGUUCCUUAAUUUAGACUACUUAAAAAAAUCUCCUAAAUUUUACAUCAAACAAAUAGAGUCUUAAUUACAUGUUUCUCCAAGCUAAAAAUUUGAUUGUUUUCUCUCAAUAGAUUAGAUUAAAAAUAGAUGCAUAGAAGAAAUGAUUGAAAUUAUGAGAAUAAAAAUAUCAGAUUGCAUUAUAAGGUACGCACGUGUAAAUUGGUAGCCAACACAAAAAAAUAAGAGCUGCUAAGAUUUCAUUCAUGAGCUUGUCAUGCAAAUGAUGAUAACAAUUUAGUCAUUAAGGAUGAUUAAUUUCAAUUAAAUUGAUACUAUUUUGUAUUUAUCUAUGAAAGAAAUAAAUUCUAUAAUCUGGAAAUUUUUAGUUGAAGAUUUAAAGAAUUAUAACAUAGUUGGAUUGAUAAAUCUCAGAACAGAUUUAUUGGCUAUAUUUGACAUGUGCAAAACAGAGUUUAGAUAAUAUCCAAAUUUAACUGACUGUUUGAGAGAACUUGACACAUUUUUGUUUCUAUUUCUAGACAGAAAGCCUGGUGAUUAUUUAGAAGGAAACAACAGAGAAGAAAUAUAUAUGCAUUUAGAGCCAAAAAAAUUAAUUGUUUUGUUAGAUAAAUACGUCGUAAAUAAAAUUCAUUAUUAUUUUUUAAAUUUUAUCAUUUUAUAUUUUAGAAAUACGAGCUUCCAGGGCUAAGAAAUCCAGUACCUAGGAAGAGAGAAUGUGCUGCUAUUUCAAAAAAAUUAAAAGAAGAAUUAGGCAUUUAUAAAUGAAAGCUAUUAAAUAUUUAUAAUUAUCUAUAAACUAUUAUUAUUAAAAAAUAUGUAUUUAGUUUUUUUUUCAAUCUACCUCUUUCUAUAAGUAUGCUAUUUAAUUUUUAAUAUUUUUACUCUCUUAAAUCUUCUAAAAUAAGUUAAUAAAAUUGAUUAUCAUAUUUUAAAUUUUAUCAUUUUUUAAAUUAGAAAUACGUUCUUCCUUGAUUUAGAAAUCCGUUCCUAGAAAGAGGGAGUUUGUUGUAAUUUCUAAUAAAUUAAAUGA
Messenger RNA from Tetrahymena thermophila SB210, 2859 nucleotides. RefSeq names its product transmembrane protein, putative. The record is from RefSeq and is a predicted model, not a curated record. NCBI's taxonomy places the organism in Eukaryota, Ciliophora, Oligohymenophorea, Hymenostomatida, Tetrahymenidae. Gene Ontology annotation, cellular component: membrane; exocyst. Gene Ontology annotation, biological process: Golgi to plasma membrane transport; intracellular protein transport; exocytosis. The transcript is spliced from 12 exons.